Molecule: messenger RNA, 2373 nt
Organism: Ramularia collo-cygni
Lineage: Eukaryota; Fungi; Ascomycota; Dothideomycetes; Mycosphaerellales; Mycosphaerellaceae
Product: related to beta-xylosidase
Exons: 5
Coding region: 1-2373 (790 amino acids)
Biological process (GO): xylan catabolic process; arabinan catabolic process
Cellular component (GO): plant-type cell wall
Molecular function (GO): alpha-L-arabinofuranosidase activity; xylan 1,4-beta-xylosidase activity
Source: RefSeq, a predicted model, not a curated record
AUGCCUGGUCUGCUUGCAACAUCUCUACUUGCUUUCGCGGUCCACGCCUCAGCACAGCUGGAAGGCCGUGGAUUCCCCGACUGCGAGAAUGGGCCGUUGAAGACCAAUGCUGUUUGUGAUACUUCUGCGGACCCUCUUACUCGGGCUACCGCAUUGAUUUCUGCGUUUACUGUGGAGGAAAAGGUGAAUAACACGGGUAGCACAGCUCCGGGUGUUCCCCGCUUGGGUUUGCCUGCAUAUACAUGGUGGCAAGAGGCAUUGCACGGAGUGGCUCAAAGUCCAGGUGUCAAUUUCUCGGACUCUGGAGACUUUCGAUAUGCCACUUCCUUCCCGCAGCCGAUCCUCAUGGGAGCUGCAUUCGACGAUGAUCUGAUUCGAGACGUUGCUACCGUGAUCAGUACAGAGGCGAGGGCCUUCAACAACGACGACAGAGCCGGACUCGACUUUUGGACCCCAAACAUCAAUCCAUUCAAAGACUCAAGAUGGGGACGAGGACAGGAAACCCCCGGCGAGGACCCAUUCCACCUGUCAAGCUACGUCCACGCUCUCAUCGAUGGACUCCAAGGCCAUGGGAAGUACAAGAGAGUUGUGGCCACCUGCAAGCAUUUCGUUGCGUAUGACAUAGAGAGCUGGAACGGGAACCUCAGAUAUCAGUUCGAUGCCCACGUCAACUCGCAGGAACUUGUGKAGUACUACAUGCCACCGUUCAAGACCUGCGCUCGAGAUGCCAACGUUGGCGCUUUCAUGUGCUCGUACAACAGCCUUAAUGGAGUGCCGACUUGUGCCGAUCCAUGGCUUCUCGACACUAUCCUUCGAGAGCACUGGAACUGGACCUCCGAAGAACAAUGGGUCACCAGCGACUGUGACGCGGUUCAGAACGUGUUCCUACCUCAUGAGUAUACUUCAAGCCGCGCAGAGGCUGCAGCGGUCUCGUUGAAAGCGGGGACAGAUAUCAAUUGCGGAACUUAUUAUCAAGAGCACCUCCCCGCGGCCCUGUCUCAGGGGUUGAUCAAUGAGGCAGAUCUUGACAAAGCUCUCAUUCGUCAAUACUCCUCGCUCGUCCGACUUGGAUACUUUGAUGGCCUUGCCGUGCCUUUCAGAAACCUCACAUUUGAAGAUGUUUCUACCCCGUAUGCCAAGCAGCUUGCGUACAAAGCGGCCGUUGAGGGAAUCACAUUGCUCAAGAAUGACGGCACUCUUCCACUUACCAUCAAAGACGGAACCACAAUCGCCAUGAUUGGAGAUUGGGCCAACGCAACCGAUCAGAUGCUGGGCAACUAUGAUGGCAUCCCUCCCUACCUUCACAGUCCUCUCUGGGCUGCACAGCAGAUUCCAGGUGCCAAAGUCUCGUUUGCAGGAUCCCCUGGAGGACAAGGCGACCCAACUACCAACGAUUGGCUUCACAUUUGGUCGGCAGCGAAAGAGGCCGAUGUGAUCAUGUACGUUGGUGGUAUUGAUAAUGGCGUAGAAGCCGAAGGUCUCGAUCGCAACACAAUUGCGUGGACUGGCGCUCAGCUCGAUGUGAUUGGACAGCUUGCGACCUAUGGCAAGCCUGUUGUAGUGCUCCAGAUGGGCACCAAUGGCGUUGACUCCGCUCCCUUGAUCAACAACAAGAACAUCAGUGCCCUCCUCUGGGGAGGGUAUCCAGGUAUGGACGGCGGCAAAGCUCUCCUCGAUAUUGUCCAGGGCAUAGUAGCUCCCGCAGGACGCUUGCCCACAACCCAAUACCCAGCUUCGUACAUCUCAAAGGUGCCAAUGACAGAGAUGGCUCUCCGUCCCAACGACACCAUCGGCUUCCCAGGGCGCACAUACAUGUGGUACAACGAAGAGCCCGUCUUCGAAUUCGGAUACGGACUCCACUACACAAACUUCACCGCCAACAUCCAGUCCAACAUCAGCCCAACAUAUAGCAUCUCCUCCCUAACCGACAACUGCAAAGAAAGCUACCUGGACCGCUGCACCUUCAACGCCUUCAACAUCGAAGUAAARAACACAGGUACUGUCACCAGCGACUACGUAACUCUGGGUUUCCUAGCCGGAACCCACGGCCCAGCUCCCUACCCCCGAAAGCGGCUCGUAGCAUACCAGAGACUCCACAACAUCACUGCGGGAGCUUCCCAGAUGGCUUCUCUGAACCUGACGCUCGGUAGCCUGGCACGAGUCGAUAAUCUUGGCAAUACAGUGCUGUAUCCAGGAGACUAUGCUCUGCUGAUUGAUUUACAGCCCCUCUCGGUCGUGAACUUCACUUUGACAGGCGAAGCUGUGACGUUGGAUCAUUGGCCUCAGCCCCCGGAGGCGAGGUUUCAGACUUCUGAUUAUUAUGUUGGGGGAUAUGGUAGUAGCUAUCAGACUCCGGUUGAUGGCUCUACUUGA